Messenger RNA from Elaeis guineensis (African oil palm), 960 nucleotides. Its product is annotated as large ribosomal subunit protein eL20z. NCBI's taxonomy places the organism in Eukaryota, Viridiplantae, Streptophyta, Magnoliopsida, Arecales, Arecaceae. The record is from RefSeq and is a predicted model, not a curated record.
UACUCUUCCCUAAACCUGCGUUGGUGGAGAGCGAAUCCGAGCGUAUCUACCCAACGCUCGAAUUCAUAUUCUCACCGGUAGCGAAGCGUAUCCCCAAACCCAAUACAAGGAUUGACAAAACCGAGGGACAAAAUCCCCCGCACGUUGCCUUCGCCCACAACAAGCACCGCUUUCCUCCUUUCGGUUCUUCUCUGGGCCUCGUCUCGGUCUGUCUCCGAUCGGUGGUUUACAAAAGCUUUGGAGUUCGAGAGCUGGGUUGCGGCCAUGCUAUUUGGAUUCCAGUAAUUGGAGGUCGGCAGAAAAUCAAGGACGUUAAGAUGUAUUUGUGAUAUAGCGACUGCUGCACAGAUGGAGAACGGGCAAUCUAAUGGUUGUAAGAAUUGUGGUGGGAAUUAUAUAUUGAUAAAAGAUGAAGAAGACCCCCGGCUGACUAUGUUCAACAAGCCCCUUCCAUGCUGUGGCUGUGGAAUAGGAUGGUGUUCUUUGCUUUUGGGAUUUGUGUGCCCAUUGAUAUGGUACUGUGCUGCAAUUCUCUACUUAUGCAGAUACUACAACAAAGAUCCACGAGAGCGAUCUGGCCUUGCUGCUAAUGCAAUUGCUGCACUGGUCUGUACAAUUGUAACCCUCAUCACACUAGCUGCCAUCUACCUCUAGUUCAGGUCUUCAUGUAGAUGUUCAGCUUGAGUCCUCUCAAUUGGUGUCUUUGUGGCAUAUGGUAAAGCUGACGGCCAGGGAAUACAUAUGAACCUUCAUGUAGCAAGCUCAGCGAGGGAAUCAUGAUGAUGAAUGGUUCUAAUCUUCAAAAUUGCUCGCCCCUUCAGUAUCGUGUAACACAUUUAUUUGAAUGGCAGAACAUUAGCUUGACGGAAAUGCACACCUGCAUGUUCACUCUAAUAUCUUGUACAAAGUCAUACAGUUAUUUUACCUACUAAUUUUCGUCACUUUAAAUUCUCCCAUUGA